Messenger RNA from Synchiropus splendidus (mandarinfish), 4273 nucleotides. Its product is annotated as pleckstrin homology domain-containing family G member 3-like. Gene Ontology annotation, molecular function: guanyl-nucleotide exchange factor activity. The transcript is spliced from 13 exons. Lineage: Eukaryota; Metazoa; Chordata; Actinopteri; Syngnathiformes; Callionymidae. The coding region runs from base 343 to 3327 and encodes 994 amino acids. The record is from RefSeq and is a predicted model, not a curated record.
CCCUCAUCCUGUUUUCAGAUUAGAUCGCCCCACACACACACAGGUUUGCAGACGAUAAAACUCGUUCUGUUGUCUUUGAUUUCACAUGGGACACCUCGACUGGAAGGUCACAGAGCAACUCAGGAGGAGAGCCGUGUUUGGGGACCCAGCAUGAGACGGUGUCCACAGACGUGAGUGUAGCUGUCCAGGUCAGUGUUGUGACGCGAGUCCAGGUCCUCCAGCGUGUCGCCGGCUCACCACAGUCGCCUGUGCAGAGAUAAGCACCUGUUGACCUUUGCUCUCCACGUGGUCCAGAUCUCAGACGGUGUUUGGGCACGUGUGUGAGACGGGGAGCCUGUGGAAAUGACGUCGGACUCUCAGCUGAGCUACCUGGACCGCGUUGUCAUGGAGAUCGUCGAGACAGAGAGGACGUAUGUGCGUGACCUGCGGAUGAUCGUGGAGGACUACCUGUCUCACAUCAUCGAGCAGUCUCCGGUCUCGCUCAGUCCCGAUCAGGUGGUGCGUCUGUUCGGAAACAUUGAGGACAUCUACGAGUUCAACAGCGAGCUGCUUCAGUGUUUGGACUUGUGUGACAAAGACCCGGUCGCUGUGGCCCGCUGCUUCGUCACCAAGAGAGAAGACUUCACCAUCUACACGCAGUUCUGCAACAACUACCCCAAUUCUGUAGCUGCCCUCACCGACUGCAUGAGGAAUAAAGCUGUGGCCAAGUUCUUCCGGGAUCGACAGGCCACCUUGCAGAAGCCGCUGCCUCUGGGUUCUUACCUCCUGAAACCAGUUCAGAGGAUCCUGAAGUACCAUCUGCUGCUCCAGGAAAUCGCCAAAAACUUCAAGCAGGACGACGAAGGCUUCGAGGUGAUCGAGGAGGCCAUUUGCACCAUGACGGCUGUGGCGUGCUACAUCAAUGACAUGAAGAGGAAGCACGAGCACGCGGUCCGACUGCAGGUAGCCGCGGCUCUCGCGGCCAAGCCUGUUGCUGCUGACGCCCACCGCCGCCUGGGCUCUGUGCAGGAGGUCCAGUCCCUGCUGGUGAACUGGAAAGGUCCAGACCUGACCACUUACGGCGAGCUGGUUCUGGAAGGAUCCUUCAAGCUCCACGGAGCCAAACAUCAGAGGACGCUCUUCUUGUUCCAGCGGCUGUUGCUCAUCACCAGGCGUCGCGUCGAGCACUUCAUCUACAAGACGCACAUCUCUUGCUCCACCCUGAUGCUGAUCGACACCAAGGACCCUCGCAGCUUCAGCGUCACCCACUACAAGAGACCCAAGAAGCCUCACACGGUCCAGGUGAGCGCCAGGCUUGUGCGCCUCUGCUUGGCUCUUCUGAGGGUGUCAUGUGAUCAGGCCAGAAGCGUGGAGGAGAGAGAGCUGUGGGCUCAUCACAUCAAACGCAUCAUUCUGGAGAACCACCAGGCCAUCAUCCCUCAGAAGGACAAAGAUGCUGCGGUGGAUUUGUGUCCGCGCCACCAUCCCAGGCAUCACUUCAGUCCAGAGCGAGUGAGAACGAUGGCACCAGCAGAGGGCAGUCUGGAGCCACAGUCAGUGCUCCAGCAGGUGGGACUCACUGCUUUCUGGCCAAUGAUGAGUGACCACACUAACAUCCUCUCUGUGUUGGACACGAAGCAGGAAGCUGCACUGCCACGCCCACUGCCGGAGGGGGCGGAGCCAGCACCUCCUCAGAGACGCUCAGUCCCUAGGCUUGAGUGCACGGAGGGAGUUGAGCCAGCGCGUCGCUCGGACCUUCCAGGGAGCUCAGUACCAGAGGACCCAGAGACGGAAGUGGAGGAGCCUGCCCUGGCAGCCGGAGACUCCCGAGCUCUGAGCAGUGGAGAAUCUUCCGAUGAGGAGGAGGACGAGGAGGAUGAGCGGCAGAAGGGCCCAGCCCGGAUCCUGCCCCCCUCAGUGCUGAACAAGGCCGGCGACAUUGCCAGUCAUCUGAGCAGCAUCAGGAGGCCCAGCUGGAGCAUCCAGGCUCCAGAGCCGGCCGCCGGACCUGGAUGUGGGCGGCGCUCCGACCCGGACGGCCUCGCCGGAUCCCCUGAGCGGCGUCGAUGCUCUGAUUCAGGUGGAUGGCGACGGCGGGACUCUUUCCUGACGCAUCACGAGCGACUGCUCAUCGGGAAGAUAAAGAGUUACUAUGAGAGUGCGGCCAGCCAGGACGGCGGCCUGGGCCUGCAGCGGCGGGAGAGUCUCAGCCACAUCCCCACCGGACUGGUCCGGACCUCAGUCACCCGCUUCAACCGUGUGCCGGGUGCUUCAGCCGGCUCCUCGGCUUCGGCCUCCGGCGCCGCCCUGCUGGGUCCCAUAGAGUCCAGUCAGUCACUGAGUCCAGCCAGUCAGUCACUGGACUCUCCAGCAUCUGGUCCAACAGUCUCUGUGGAAGAGGCGCUCAGACCCUCGUCUGAGGUCACCAGGAUCUGGCAGACCAUGGCGUCCCCUGCACCGGUCCUGGCAAGUGAGCCUUCAGCAUCAUCCCUCACUCACCAAGACCAGAACCAGAGCCUUGACAACACUGCUGACGAGGUGAAGGCGACUCUGCUCAUCAGACGGCCAGACCUCCUGACAGGGGGCAGCUGUCCCCAGGACCGCCAGGCUCCCUGGGUGAAGUCGGACCCCGAGCGGUCAGAGGCUGCGGAGGACAGAGCCGAGAGCAAAGUUCUGCACUUGGCCCGUUGUUAUAGUCAAAGGCUCCGAGAGUCCAAACCUGCAGUCCCAGUACGAAGUCCAGAAAUCCAGAUGGACCCAAGCACUCCAGCCGGCCAGUCAGCAGAGAGUCCAGCAGAUGAACUGGUGCAGAGAGGAAGCCUCCAUGCAGCAGCGGCCCUCACUCGUGCACAUCAGUCUGCAGCCUUCCACUGGCCUGACGUGCGAGAACUGCGCUCCAAAUACUCAACCCUAGGUCCAAGGAGACCAAGCCGCUCUUCGGGUUCCUUCACGCCGGAGCGCGGUCCACAGGUAGAGCCAAGUAUCCACGGAGGGGCCAGUUCAGCCCCCCACCUGAGCACCGCACCCUCCAGUGAGUUUGACCUGCCAUGUGGACGGCCCCACGUGGCGGCCCAAGCAGUCAAGGGGCCGGAAUGUGAGACUGCUUCUGAAAACUCGGACGUGGAGGAGCAAACCUACGUGCAGAUCCGCUCCCCGACCAGCCGCGAGAAGAUCUCCAUCCUGGCUGUGGUGGACCGGUGUCGGGCCUACCAGGACUCUAAGGAAUACAGACAGAGGGAAGCGCUCGGAGCCUCUGGCGUCCAGGACCAGCACCAUAUCAGACCCAAGGCUGCAGCAGAACACAACCUUGUGAAGAACCUGCGGGACAAAUUUCAGAAGUUUCCAUGACCAAACUAUGAUCUCAAGACGAUGACGUCAUCGGCUAAAGAUGAGGCUCAUGCAUCUCAUGUGAUGAGGAGGGAGCAGGAGGCUCCUCACACAGGACACUCCUUUCUGCUCAGGUAACCUUCUGUUGGUCAGGUUUUUGGCCAGUCCUACUCACCUCUGGACUCCACUUUGGAGGGAGGACGACCAAGCAAGUUUUCUAUGUUCAGGAUUUUAAUUUCUAAAACAGGGAUUUGUGGGGAAAUUCAAAUUGCAAGAAGAAGUGUCAGGUUCAAUGCUGCCCAGAUCACAAGAGUGUUAUAUGACAAGCAAUAUCACUGUCACUAUUAUUAUUGUUAUUAUUAUUAUUAUUAUUUGUGGGGGUUGCCACCUGUUCCUACGCAUUCAUCCUGUAUUUGAAGUGAAAAUGAGGCCACAAUUGUUCCAGAGUUGGAGGUGUCCUGGCUGCUCACUGAAGCCAUGUGGUGUGCUUCUGCAGCAGGGAAUAUUACCGUGUCACAUAGACAGAGAGUUCAAUUAUUUACUGAAGUGGGUGAGUAUGUCAGCAUAAAUUACUUCAUCACUCUCCUUCUUUUUAGGGCAAUAAAGCAAAAAUAGAAAUUCCAUCUCACUUUUUUUCUCAAGUUUGAUCGAACCCUGUGUUUUUUUUCCAGCCAGGAGAAAUGAACGUGACAGAAUGUGACUAAACACAUGUUUACUGUAGCCUUUCAUGUUUUAUAUGUGUGUUGUAUAUAGUGUAUAAAUUGUGUUGUCAAAUAUAGACAUAAGGUUUGUUAGAGCGUUUUCUCACUAAAUAUCUGGAUACCAUUCGAUUAGUUUUUUUUGGACUAUGAUCAAUGUUCUUUCUUUUUCUUUCUUGGGCCCUUCCAUUCCUUCUUUCUCCCUUCCUUUUUUUCCCUUCUUCCCACCCUUUCUUUCUUUUUUGCACUGAGCUGGUACAGAAACAUGG